Molecule: messenger RNA, 3502 nt
Organism: Pseudomyrmex gracilis
Lineage: Eukaryota; Metazoa; Arthropoda; Insecta; Hymenoptera; Formicidae
Gene: Pino
Product: protein pinocchio
Exons: 6
Coding region: 246-827 (193 amino acids)
Source: RefSeq, a predicted model, not a curated record
GUUCUGACGUUGGCCGCGUAUCUCUCUCUCGUCAAUCAGCAAGCGAUUAUUUCUUUCCCGCGCGAUAAUGCGCGUCAGGUGUUAGUCGGUUGCCGCUUGUCGUCGCGCGUGGAUCGUCAAAACAUCGCGAACAAGCGUGUGUUGCGCCAACAAACGCUUCAGACAUUCCUCCGAGGAAACCCGAAUACGUCGAAAGUUCACUCGAGACGUGUUCUUUUCGUUUGCGACAAUCAGCGGAGCGCGAGAUGACAACGAUGACGGAAUUUGAGGAAAGCGUGUCCUUCGACGCGGACGAUCCGGAUUUUGCGCCUUCCGCGGAGGCACGAAACGUCCUUCACGACGUGAGACGUUUCGCGGAUGCCGAACCCAACGUCAGUAAAGCGUCUACUUAUCAGUGCAACAUGUCGGUUACCUCCGUGCAGCCAGCCACCACCGAGAGCCUCUCCCGUCAUGGAAGCAACAUCUCGCUGUCCUGUCACAGUUUAUGCGGUAGCAUGGACGACAACAUGCAGGGCUCGCAUCCUCAAUACCAGGACACAAUCCUGACGAUCGAGGAGCUGCGUGCUCAGCUCAACUCCUGCUUUACAUGCGGAGUCUCGUGGAGCGAAGAGCACGUCUCUCUGGAUUGCAGUGAGUGCGGCGGUUAUUCCUUACAACGACCGUGCCCGCUCUGCGACGGCCGUUGCCGCACCGCGUGGAAGCGUGACCUCACCAUGUCUCAUGCGAGCGGCAAAGCAAGAUGGAUCGGCGAGUGCGGGCUGAGUUGCGGACCCUCUAUGGAGGAAUCGUUGGUGCCCGCGUUAGAGAAGCUACGGGCCACCUCGUGAACGGCCUCAGUUCGAGCAUCGUCAACCAUGCACAAGACUUAAAAAUCCAUCACCAACCAUCUAGUGUUACCCACCACUAUCACGCGAGAUUCGAGAAGAGAGAGAGAGAGAGAGAAAGAGAGAGAAUGUGUGUGUGUGUGUGUGUGUGUGUGUGUGAGAGAGAGAAAGAAAGAGAGAGAGAAAGAAAGAGUGAGUGAGUGUUUUGUGUGUACGUAUGUAAAUACGAACCGCAGACGAUACGCAUUACGUUCCUGAAGAAGGCUGACGAAGAAAAAGAAGAAGAGAAGAACUCCCCUCUGUCUCGGAAAAUAGCGUAGCUUCCUUUCUAAAGAUACGAAGCUGGAUCCGCACAGUAAAACUGCACAGCUACACGAUCCACGUCCGAGAUCUUAUACGCGAAUGUUUCUUGCAUUGCUGCGAACUAGUUGGAACUAAUUUGCACUUUGAGAACCGACUAUACUUUCAGAAAAUGUGUAUGUCAUUUCUGUUAUUUAUUUCUACUUCGAUAUUUUCUGGGCAAAGCUUAAGAUGAUCGAAUAACAUACACGAUUUCCAUUAGAAAAAUAACAAAGUUCAAUUUAUUUUUUUUUAUAAGAUUUUUUGCAACUGAUUUAGCGAUUUACUCUUUUUCAUAUUUAUGACAAAAUUUAAGAUUGAUCGAAGGUGAAGCGGAUAUUUUUGCCUCUCUGGUGUUGAUUUACGAAUAUAUUCAAAUUGAGAAUUUUUUUGUGCGUAAAACAAGAAAAAAAAAUCUUGCGUCCUGAGAAAAAUCUUGAAAUUUUCGUUGCGCGAAGCGCAUCUUCAAGCUCUCGAUUGAAUCGAAACGAUUCGACAUUCUUGGGAAUUGAAAAACGACCAAUUUUGUCCACGUGAAAUAACUGACUUUGAACCGUCGCAUCGUUUUCGAGAUAUCGACUUCGCGCACCAGCAUGUAGCGUCGUGUUCAUUCUCCAUAACUACAAUACGUUACUUGUCUCGAAUAUGUGUGAAUUUUCUUUCACAUUUUUUUUCAUGUAGCAGCAGAAUUGAACUUUCCUCUUGACUAUGACUACCAUUUUUUUAUACGGACUCCUACUACCAUACAAAUCGCAAACAGCAUUUCUCUCGGGCGGACACGCUGUGUCGCGAAAAUGCGACUUCGACGAGAUUUGUAACAACGAUAGUCCGUCCGGGAUCUUCACAUUUCACAUUUGUUUUUUUUUUUUUUUUUUACAACACAUACGUCGAGAAACGCUAUUUUUGUUUCAAACUUUUUUACGAUGAAAAAGAAAGAAACAAGUUUCUUAGAUAUCUCGGCCUCUCUCUGUCGUGCGAGAAAGCACGAGGUUGCGUUUACACGAAUAGAAUAAUUUUUUAUUAGGCGACAAUUAAUCGAUCGAGCGAUCUGACGGCGAGAAGAGCGUCUCUUUUACGAAUCUCUCUUUUCGCGACGAGAGCACGACGUAUCGAUUUUGUAGAUAAAAUAAAUUAUUAUGAUUAUUCGGUAUAUCUAUCACGCUUGAAAAAAAAAUCGAGUCAAGUAUAUUAUCGACGAGAUAAAUCAAUCCCGAGCUUUGCGAAAUGUAUACGAUUGUAAACGAAUUAUUAGUUGAAGUUCCGACUUUUAGCGGGGACUUUAAAUGUUUAAUAUAUAUACAUAUAUAUAUAUUAAACGCGUGUGACCGUCAUAGUCCUAAGAAUUGAUUGAAGGCAAUUUGUGCGUUACGAAGAAAACUGUUUCCACACACAGAAAAAAGAUAGAAAUCCGUGUCGAAGUUGGUACGGCGAGAUAUUGAAGGAGUGUACAAAAAAGAAAAAUGUAUUACACGUAUUAUCAUUAUUAUAUAUCCGUUUGUACAUUUUUGUAUGUAAAACGGAAGUCACAAAGCGAAUCUCCUUUAGGUCUGUGUGUGAAAGUGUUAAAGAAAACUGGUUACAAUUCAAACGAACUAGUUACAUUAACGUUUCACGACAAUGAUACGUCUUGCUCGUUUCUUUUUUUCCUCCAGUUUCUCAAAUCGUCCGCUUUCUCGGCGAACUCUUUUGCCGCACGCGGAUGCGACAAGAAAAGAGUUUCAGCUCUUCUAAAAUUGUGCGUGUGAGCGUUUAAUCACGCAGUUUAAUUUAAGAAUUGACACAAAAAAGAUCGCAAGUGCCAAACGGAAAAUCUUUUGGACGCGCCGUUGAAAAGAAAAAAAAUGUAGAAACUUAUUUUCGCCUGCGGUAAUAUUUCAAUAUGUCGCCGUUUUGACGUAUUUCGAUUGAAAUUCUACUCUUGCUUCGAAUAUCUGAAUCGCGCAUACACACAACCGCAGGAAUAUACAAUUAAUGUAAUUAAGUAAAAAUUUAAUAAAUGUCUAAUUUAUUCUUUUGUAAUUUUGCGCGCGAUGUUCUCUUUACAUGCUCGCUGUACAAAGUAAUGACGCUUGUAGAAUUUUUUGUGUCCAGAUCCGUUUUUUUUUGGGAAAGCAUUUACGUCGUGCCAAUGACUUUCGGAUUUUUAUCGCAUUGUUUUAUAAGGAAUUCCGUGCCGAAGCCUUUCUUAGCAAUAUACGAAGAUAAAAAAAGAAAAACGAACAUUUUCGGAUAUAUACAUUUUAUCAAACUUUUCUCUCACCAGCGCGCGUGUAUGUGUGUAUGCACAUACAACUGCGAAUGCGAGUACAUGCCGAUGUGAAAAAAAAAAAAAAAAAAAA